This is a messenger RNA of Spodoptera litura, 1974 nucleotides long. NCBI's taxonomy places the organism in Eukaryota, Metazoa, Arthropoda, Insecta, Lepidoptera, Noctuidae. The record is from RefSeq and is a predicted model, not a curated record.
AUAGACAACGUAAUAAAAAUGUGCCACGCGAUCAAAAAAUUAUAAAAUAAUUAUUUUGACAGUAACCAAAUAUCCAAACACGUGCCAAUUAAAUAAUUCAUUUUAAUAAAGUCGAACAAAUAACUGAAAUAAUUGAAGUGAAAUGUAAUAAUUCAACAACUAGUUGCAUUUCGUACUUGCCAAACAAAAAGGACGAAACCUGGUAACAUUCCAAAAACAAACUCGUUCGUGUGAUGAUGAACUUGUGAACCGGCGUCGCUGUGGCAUUUUAGUGUGACUGGGACUUUUUGUGUUCGUUCUUUGUUCGUUAUACAUGUCGCAAAUGAAGUAAACAACUGUUCAUAGUGUGAUUUUUAUUAGUAUUUUGUUUUCUGUAGUGUAGUUUUAUUGUAAAAGAACAAUGAUUAAAAACGAGAUGGAGAAUGGCGGCGGCGACGCCAACAAUGUGUCACCGACCAAACUCAUGGUCAAUUACAUACCCGAGCUGAUGACGCGUGAUAUGAUGUACGCACUCUUCUCCGCCAUGGGCAAGAUAGAGAGCUGUAAAUUAAUAGCCAACCGAGGUUACGGCUUCGUCGAGUACGAGAAACAUGAGGAUGCUGAAAAGGCGCGGGCGGCAUUCAACGGCCUCCUCAUGCAAGGAAAAACCCUGAAAGUGUCAUUCGCAUUACUGAACCCCGAAAAUAAGGUCAGCCACAAACCUGACACGGAAUCUAACCUUUACAUUAGCAAUCUACCUCCAGACAUGACGUUAGAGCGUCUUAAUAGUUUAUUCAGUCAGUUCGGUGUAAUAACGAACAGUCGGGUCUCGCAAGGCAUCGGGUUCGUGUGUUACGAGACGAGGCCGCAGGCUGAGGAGGCAAUCAAACAUAUGAACGGACAGUCGCCGAUCCCGGCCGCAGGCGCCAUAGUGGUCAAAUUCGCGAACAAACCAAAUGCUAACAAGAACGCGCCGCGGCCGACGCCCCGUGUCGCAGUGGGCGCUGCGCCGCUUGCCUACAACGGCGCCACAGCAGUUUUCAACGGCACUGCGCCCGCCGCCUUUAACGGCACCAACUUGAGCGCAGCAUUCGGAGCGCGGCCGGCUGCCUUCGCCCCCGGGUUCCCGCAAGCCUCGCCUCCGCCACUGCUGCCUUCGCCUGGUAAGGCGUUACCGUUCAUCAACAAGGGGCAGCAACGCUUUAACCCGAUGGCAGCCACCAACCACACGCCGUUGCCGCUACUGGGGGCGCCGGCCAGCCCCGUGCCGCUGCUGGGCGCGGCGCCCACUCCGCAUCAGACCACAGUGUAUGUAUACAACAUUGGUGAGGACACUGAGGAGCUGGCUCUAUGGCAACUCUUUGGUCCUUAUGGUGCAAUUGAUUCCAUAAAAGUGAUCAAAGAUCCUGAAACAAAGAAAAACAAAGGUUUUGCAUUUGUGAAUAUGCGUGAGUAUGACGAGGCCGCUAUGGCCAUACAAGCGCUCAAUGGAUAUACGCUCAACGGACAGGUUCUAUCGGUUAGCUUUAAGACUCAGAAGAGAAAUAAUUAAAUUGUGUGCGGACGUUGUGAACGCCGUAACUUUUGUGAUCGUUCCCAGGCCGAAUGCUUAAGAAAGAUUUUCAUUCCAAUUUCAGAUUAUUUUUGUAGACGGAAAGCGAGAUCCUAUAUGUGCAUUUCAAAUUAGUCACAUAAGUAUUUUUGUAAGAUUUAACAUAGUUUUAUAUUCGCGAGAGCGCGACAUGACUUUUUUGUGAGUUUUAGUUGGCUUGACAGUAUCAUAUAUGUGUACACUUUUAUCAUAUGCUAAUGUAUUAUAUUAUUGGACUAUAUAUGGACCUGUCGCACUAUGUAUAUCUGCCGCGGGCGCCAGGGCGCGCCCCGCCUCCGCUAAUGCCGCCCUGGCGCUCGACAAUAACCCUCCAGGUAUUUUAUUUUGUGUAAAACAAAACAUUGUAUGUUUUUAUCUUUAAUAAAUUUCAUGUUUAAAUAGAG